Oryza sativa Japonica Group (Japanese rice) is the source of this 3043-nucleotide messenger RNA. The record is from RefSeq and is a predicted model, not a curated record. Lineage: Eukaryota; Viridiplantae; Streptophyta; Magnoliopsida; Poales; Poaceae.
UGUGCUGCUGCUGCGAAUCGGAGGGGAAUUCGAGGGGGCGGGGGGCGCGAAUCCGGCGGGGGAAUUCGCGCGAUUCGGGCGUGGCCGCGGGGGAUGUGAAGAUCUGGUGGGGUGAUGGCGACGGCGGAGGUCGGCGGCGGCGGCGGUGAGGGGGAUGCUGCUGCCGCGGCGGUGGCGCGAGCAGGCGGCGGCGGCGGAGGAGGAGGAGGAGGAGGGGAGGACGCGCUGUUCACGGAGCUGUGGAGCGCGUGCGCGGGGCCGCUGGUGACGGUGCCGAGGGUUGGGGAGAAGGUGUUCUACUUCCCGCAGGGGCACAUCGAGCAGGUGGAGGCCUCGACCAACCAGGUAGGCGAGCAGCGGAUGCAGUUGUACAAUCUCCCAUGGAAGAUCCUGUGUGAGGUUAUGAACGUUGAGCUGAAGGCCGAGCCAGACACCGACGAGGUUUAUGCUCAGCUCACUCUGCUUCCUGAAUCGAAGCAACAAGAAGAUAACGGCUCUACUGAGGAGGAGGUGCCUUCUGCUCCAGCAGCUGGGCAUGUUAGGCCACGGGUGCACUCAUUCUGCAAGACAUUGACCGCCUCGGACACGAGCACACAUGGCGGCUUCUCGGUGCUGCGACGCCACGCGGACGAAUGCCUCCCACCACUGGAUAUGAGCCGUCAGCCUCCAACACAAGAGCUGGUGGCCAAGGAUCUGCACGGUGUGGAAUGGCGCUUUCGUCACAUAUUCAGAGGUCAACCACGAAGACACCUUUUGCAGAGUGGCUGGAGUGUGUUUGUUAGUGCCAAACGGCUUGUUGCUGGGGAUGCCUUUAUCUUUCUCAGAGGUGAGAACGGGGAACUGCGUGUUGGAGUCAGGCGUGCAAUGAGGCAGCAAACUAAUGUUCCAUCUUCAGUGAUAUCAAGCCACAGCAUGCAUCUUGGGGUUCUUGCCACAGCAUGGCAUGCUGUUAACACAGGGACCAUGUUCACUGUCUACUACAAGCCUAGGACAAGUCCAGCCGAGUUUGUGGUCCCUUACGAUCGCUAUAUGGAAUCACUGAAACAAAAUUACUCCAUUGGGAUGAGAUUUAAGAUGAGGUUUGAAGGUGAAGAGGCUCCAGAGCAAAGAUUCACUGGGACUAUUGUCGGAAUGGGGGAUUCUGAUCCAGCUGGCUGGCCUGAAUCAAAAUGGCGCUCCCUUAAGGUGAGAUGGGAUGAAGCUUCUUCCAUACCUCGCCCUGAAAGAGUUUCUCCCUGGCAAAUAGAACCUGCUGUAAGCCCUCCUCCUGUCAACCCACUACCAGUUCCAAGAACCAAGAGGCUUCGUCCGAAUGCUACCGCUUUGCCGGCUGACUCUUCUGCUAUAGCAAAAGAAGCUGCUACGAAAGUUGUGGUCGAGUCUGAACCAAAUGGUACGCAAAGGACCUUCCAGACACAAGAGAAUGCAACCCCAAAAAGUGGUUUCGGCAAUAGCAGCGAGUUAGAAAGUGCUCAGAAAUCAAUCAUGCGUCCAUCUGGAUUUGAUCGUGAGAAAAAUAACACUCCCAUACAGUGGAAGCUAGGUUCAGAUGGUCGGAUGCAGAUGAGCAAGCCUGAGAGUUACAGUGAGAUGCUAUCUGGAUUUCAGCCACCUAAAGAUGUACAAAUCCCACAGGGUUUCUGUUCUUUACCUGAGCAGAUUACUGCAGGCCAUUCUAACUUCUGGCACACAGUAAAUGCUCAGUAUCAAGAUCAACAGAGCAAUCACAAUAUGUUCCCCAGCUCAUGGUCCUUCAUGCCUCCAAAUACUCGCCUUGGAUUAAACAAACAGAACUAUUCAAUGAUUCAGGAAGCUGGUGUGUUGUCUCAAAGGCCUGGAAAUACAAAGUUUGGGAAUGGAGUUUAUGCUGCACUGCCAGGCCGAGGUACUGAGCAAUACUCAGGGGGUUGGUUUGGCCAUAUGAUGCCAAAUUCCCACAUGGAUGAUACACAGCCACGCCUGAUCAAGCCUAAACCUCUGGUUGUUGCCCAUGGUGAUGUUCAGAAAGCUAAAGGUGCUUCAUGCAAACUAUUUGGAAUUCACCUUGACAGCCCAGCGAAAUCUGAACCUUUGAAAUCUCCAUCAAGUGUUGUAUAUGAUGGGACGCCACAAACACCAGGUGCUACUGAAUGGCGCCGACCAGAUGUAACUGAAGUAGAGAAAUGUUCUGAUCCUUCUAAGGCCAUGAAGCCACUUGAUACUCCGCAACCAGACUCUGUUCCUGAGAAGCCUUCUUCUCAGCAAGCUUCACGAAACAUGUCGUGCAAAUCACAAGGUGUAUCAACUAGAAGCUGCAAGAAGGUCCACAAGCAAGGCAUUGCACUUGGCAGGUCUGUGGACCUUACAAAGUUUAAUGGCUAUGAAGAGUUGAUUGCUGAGCUGGAUGACAUGUUUGAUUUCAAUGGUGAACUGAAGGGUCCUAAGAAGGAGUGGAUGGUUGUCUACACUGACAACGAAGGUGACAUGAUGCUAGUUGGGGAUGAUCCCUGGAUUGAAUUCUGCGACAUGGUUCACAAGAUCUUCAUCUACACAAGAGAAGAGGUUCAGCGGAUGAAUCCGGGAACCCUGAACUCAAGAUCAGAAGAUAGUCAUGCUAAUUCAAUGGAAAGGGGCUCAGUCGGCAGAGAAAUGCGAGGCUGCUUGUCAACCUCGUCUCUUAAUUCUGAGAACUGCUAAUGCUUUCCCAUCUGGUAACGUCUUUUGAAGUAACAUGGGAGACAAGAACGCGAUGCAUCGUUAUAAGAAAAUGCAUUUCGUAGUGGAGUUAAUGCUUUUUUUCCCCCUUUGAUGUAUUGGAUAAGCUCAAAGUACCCUAUUUGUAGAUGGUGCUUGUCCUUGGUGGUCAAGUUGCACUCUUAUUUGCUGCAGUUUUGGUUUUCUAUUUUGGUGAGGUAAGUUGUCAGCCGCCAGUCCUACCAUAUAAAUGUUGGUAUGCGUAGAAAAGUAAGCUCAGCCCUCCCACCCUGCACUUCCUCUCUCUCAGCACUAAGCUGCCACCUCCUUGUAAAUAGCCCCUGUUUAAUUGAGUCUAAUAUAUUAUCUA